AUUCCCCCGCGGUUCUCGCUGCUGUGAGUUUUUUCGCCCCCCUACUGGCCAUUUAAAUCCUCCCCAUCCCGCUUCCGAUCCUGAGCUCGUACCACGGGGUGGUGGGAAAACGCGGCAACCACCGCCAAAGCGGAGUCAAAGGAGGGAAACUUUAAUCAAACUGACACGAUAUGCUCUCUCAUCAGGAACGUUCUUCUCACAACACCACCACCACCUCUCCUACCACCGCCGAACCAUCUGCUGUAGCCACCACAGCCACUUCUCCCACCUCUCGCCAGCGGCAGGAUCAGGUCCAACAGCCUCGUUCCGACGACAAACAAUCACGACGACAACCCGCCGCCGCUGAACCCUCUGUCGCCGCCGCCGCCGCCUCAUCCUCCGCGACACCUUCAUCAAAGUCUCCAGCCCCCCGAUCCGCGACAGCAAUGCCUCAAUACACCUCCCGUGAUGUCGGCGACCCGUCGCAGAUUAAGAAGAACAAGCAGUCGAUGGCCGAUCUCAAGCUGAGACGAUUGACGGAACUCAACAACCGCCUGCGCGAGGAUCUUGAAAGGGAACGGAUUCCGGUCAGCAAUGCUUCUAAGAGCAUCAUUGCCUACUGCAACAGCACGAGGGACUACAUGGUUCCAUCGGUUUGGGGCGCUGUCCCCCGCGGCGAAGACCCCUACGCACCACAACAAAGCGGCGGAUGCUGCUUGGUGAUGUAG
Molecule: messenger RNA, 707 nt
Organism: Colletotrichum scovillei
Lineage: Eukaryota; Fungi; Ascomycota; Sordariomycetes; Glomerellales; Glomerellaceae
Product: guanine nucleotide-binding protein subunit gamma
Exons: 2
Coding region: 171-707 (178 amino acids)
Biological process (GO): G protein-coupled receptor signaling pathway
Cellular component (GO): heterotrimeric G-protein complex
Molecular function (GO): G-protein beta-subunit binding
Source: RefSeq, a predicted model, not a curated record